Telopea speciosissima is the source of this 1125-nucleotide messenger RNA. RefSeq lists its product as uncharacterized. The transcript is spliced from 3 exons. The coding region runs from base 1 to 1125 and encodes 374 amino acids. The record is from RefSeq and is a predicted model, not a curated record. Gene Ontology annotation, molecular function: zinc ion binding; nucleic acid binding. Lineage: Eukaryota; Viridiplantae; Streptophyta; Magnoliopsida; Proteales; Proteaceae.
AUGAAGAAACUCAGGAUAAAGCAGGAAAAUGGUGAUGAAGACUCUGAAGAUGAAUUAAUUUGUCCAAAGAAGGAAAACACGGAUGAAUCAGAUGAUGAAGACCCACAAGUGAAGAAAUCAAGUUUCAAGAAAAAGAAGUCAUUUCCUAAGAAGAAACACAACUACAAGAAGAAGAGUUUGAUUACACACAAGGAUAACACUACCACAGAUGAGUCAUCUGAAGAUGAGGAGUCUGAUGAUGAAAACUAUGAGACUUUGUUCAUGGCUACCUCCACCAAUGAUAUUGAAGAAGGAGAAAAAUCAGAUAAGGAAGAAGAGCAAUUAGAAGAUGAAUAUGAUCUUCAAGCAGAACUAUACACUGCCUUGAAGAAACUCAAGGUAGAAAGAAAGAAGAUAAAAAUUCUUGAGACUCAACUUGCAAAAGAAAGUGAGAAGAUCAGUCGGUUGUCACUUAUCAUAGAAAAAACCAAGAAAAUCAAUGAAGAUAUAAGCUUUAUCUUAUCCUCAAAGAUUGACGAAUACACUCAAUUUGAAGAAGAAAUUAUCACUUUGAGAGCUGAAUGCAAAGAAGUAAGUGUACAAACACUUGAGGAAGAUCAUCAUGAAGUUCAUGAGAGUAUUGUCUUGGAUGAGAUACUUAGUGUCCAAAGACCCAGUAAUGACAAAUCUGGUCUUGGGUAUGAGAAAGGAGGAGUUUCUAGUGGUGUGAAAACCAAAGGACAAGGCAUGGCACAAAAUCCAGUUCGAUUUAUUGGGGAGAAAAGAAAGAAAAAUGGCUCUAAUUCUGAAAAUUCAGAUACAAGGAAAGUUGAUAAGGAUGGAUUCACUGCAAUCAAUCAUCAUAGGUCAAAUGGCUACAACAGAAACUCAUGGCAGAUUCAGAGGUUCAAUGAGUAUUGCUAUGGUUGCAACAUGUUUGGGCACCGUGUGGCAGAGUGUAGAAGGAAUGAAAAACCCAUAAAUUUUUUAAGCAAGAAUAAAUUUGCAGCUCUUGCAGAUGAUAGCAUUGAGUGCUAUAGGUGUAGAAAGAUUGGCCAUCUAGCAAGGAACUGCAAGACAUUACUUCCAUCUCAAAGACAAGCCAUGAGAAGUCAAAAGCAAACCCUCCCAAAUAGGCAACAUUAG